This is a messenger RNA of Falco peregrinus (peregrine falcon), 2383 nucleotides long. RefSeq names its product CD8 subunit beta (gene CD8B). Gene Ontology annotation, biological process: regulation of immune response. Bases 652 to 1272 code for a protein of 206 amino acids. Gene Ontology annotation, molecular function: coreceptor activity; MHC class I protein binding. Gene Ontology annotation, cellular component: cell surface. The record is from RefSeq and is a predicted model, not a curated record. NCBI's taxonomy places the organism in Eukaryota, Metazoa, Chordata, Aves, Falconiformes, Falconidae. The transcript is spliced from 5 exons.
AUUUUUGCGGUUUUUCAGCCACUGAAUUUGUUUGAGGUUUCUUGCUCUUGGCUUUAAAGUUCUCUGUGAUGCCUUGUGCCUCUGCCUUAUGGCAAGCUUGUUUGGCAUUCAGCACUUCCCAGGCCCAGAGCAAAACACCUCCUGCUAAAGAUUCUGCUGAAGAAAACAACCCCACAGCUAAAAUUGCAUCUUUUCCUUAUUUUGAAUUAUUUUUUAUUUCAACAGAGGAGAAACCAGCCCAAAUUCAUCCUUCUCUGCUUUUAUUUUUAACGCCAAGCUCCUAUUAAUUGCAUGGAGCUAGAAUAAAAGAAGAAGGAAAAACUAAGUGAUGAAAUAUGAAGAAAUCAUAAUUAAAAAUCAGUGACUUUUCAUGAUUUCUCUUCCUAAAGGGGGGACCCUGUGCCGUGCUGGAGAAGAGCAUGGAGCUGCCAUCCUGAUGCAUACCUGGAUUUGAGACUCAUCACAGGGGAAGGUGCCAGGCUGAGGCGCUAAGUGCUGCUGUGGCAGAUGCUCUUCGGCAGCUGCCAGUGAGACAUCUGCGCUGAGAUGGGGAAGAACCUCCUGGGGUGAAGCCAGCCCUACCACCAAGAGGUGGCCGUGCAUGGAAAGGGGGACCUGACACAAAACCCCUCCAUCAUUGAGUCCACCACCAUGGCCCGGCUGUGGCUCCAUCUCUGCAUCUGCCUCCAGAUCCCAGGUUUCUGUACAAAUCUACUUUUACUCCAGACUCCAGAGCGUAUUUUAGCCCAAACUAACAAUAAAACAGAAAUGCUUUGUGAGGUGAAGAAGGACCAUACUGGGGUGUACUGGUACCGCUGGAGCCAGGAGAGGCAAAAUUUCGAGUUCUUGCUAUUUUCCAACCUGUUGGGCAAAGCCACGUAUGGCACAAACAUCAGAGAAGACAAGUUUAGUGUCCAGGGAGUGAGGUCCCACAGCUCCUACAGCCUGCACAUCAGCCACCUCCAUGCCUCAGACAACGGCACCUAUUACUGCUCCAUCUCCCAGUCCUCCCAGCUCCUCCUGGGCAGCGGGACAUGGCUUGGUGUGGAUGUUUUGCCUCUGCCUCUGAAGACCACUCAGGCACCACCCUUGAAAAAACCCGUGCGGUGCAUAACCGAAAGCAAAACUACCAGCAUGAAAGGUGUCUGCAGCCCCCUGGUCUGGGUCCCACUGGCCACCAGCAUCCUGCUCCUCCUGCUGAGUCUCGUCCCCAUCACCCACCACCUCCACCGUCUGCGGCGGAGGCUGUGGCUUCGUGCCCACAGGCAGUAAAUCCCACUGGCUGCCCCUGCCUUGGGCAGGCAAGGACCCUGCCCUGCACGGUGCUGAGCCCUGCCUGAAUGUGACCCAGGAAGGAUGUUACAGGGGACAGAUGUGGGCUUGUACUACAGGACAGACAUUUCUUUCCUGUGACAGACCAUGACUUUAACAUUUUUCCUCAACACAACAGCUGGCAAAAGAACCAGGCUGGAUUCUGCAGUCUGCUGAGCAUUUCUCAAGGGGCACUGAACAGGAUGAAUGCCACGGCUGGGGCCACACUGGGGGCACUGCAUACCAAAGGGAUUCAGAUGGGCUGUGAAAAUGCUGUGAACUCACUGAAUCUCCUCUGUGUCCGGCUGUACAGCACGAAGGUGCUUUCGGUUUGCUCCUGCUGAGGCUGGCUAAUAAGAUGAACACUUUGAGAGCAACCAGCAGACACAGGGGCAGAUCACUGCACAACUUGUAAAGGCCCUGUACAGGCACAUGUGGCAGCAAUAGUGACUGUAUUGCUUUGCCAUUUUGCUCUGCAGGCUGGUGUCAUGUGGCCCUGCUCAGUAAAGGGCCAUGGUUGUGUGUCAAGCAAGGAACCAUAGCCUCUGCCCAAGAAAGAGUUAAAGCAGAGAAAAGUUCUGGGGGGAGCAGGUCUGGGAUCGUAUCUUCUCUCAUGGGAGACAGCAGACAGCCAAGAGUGGGAGAGGAAAGCCAGACAAAGUGAUGUACACAAGGUCAAACACCUGGUGCAGCUUGAAGGCCAACAUCGCCUCUGAGAACAAACAGGCAGCCGAAGGCUGGCCUGGAGCCCAGCAGCACGGCACAGACCGCAAGAAUUGCCCUGAGUAAUGCCCGUGUGUGUGCUGAGCCCCAUAGAGCUGAGCCCUGAGCAAUGCUUGCACAUCCUGAGCUGCAAGUGAUGCCCACAUGUGCUGAGCUCUGAGCAAUGCCUCUGUGUGCUGAGCCCCAAGCAAUGCCUGUGUGUGCUAAACCCUGAGCAAUGGCUACGUGUGCUGAGCCCGGAGCAAUGCUUGCAAGUCCUGAGCUGCAAGUGAUGCCCAUGUGUGCUGAACCCUGAGCGAUGUCUGUAUGUGCUGAGCCCCAAGCAAUAUCCACGUAUGCUGAACCCUGA